This is a messenger RNA of Epinephelus moara (kelp grouper), 3014 nucleotides long. RefSeq names its product leucine rich repeat containing 56 (gene lrrc56). The transcript has 13 exons. Lineage: Eukaryota; Metazoa; Chordata; Actinopteri; Perciformes; Serranidae. The coding region runs from base 95 to 2059 and encodes 654 amino acids. The record is from RefSeq and is a predicted model, not a curated record.
AAGCAAACUUUUGCUUGUAAGCAAAGUGCUCUCAGUCUGUGAAAUGUAUACAUCGUUUUAGACUGCAACUGCCUGCAACAGGUAGCCGUCAGUGAUGAGUUGCUGUCAUGGGUCUGUGUCCCAGGAGGAGGUCCGGCCUGGCACAGCACGGGUCCAAGUGAUUGAGUGUAGUGAAUCAGGCCAAAUCAACCCAACUCCUGCCACGAAACCCUGUGAGGACUCUGACACAGCAGUGGGGCUUUACCUCACUCCAGAGAAGCUGGAAUUGCUGUGUGGAACUCGGGACCUGUCUCAAGUGACCUCGCUGGAGAUCUGCGUAGACACACAAGAAAACACACUGGGUAACUUUGGUGCCUACUUGCCCAAGCUGGUGCAGCUCAAAAUGAACAACAGCACAAUUAUGUCAGCGAGAGACCUGGGAACCGCCCUCUCCCACCUGCAGGUGCUGUGGAUGUCUCGCUGCUCUCUACAAGACCUAGAUGGCAUUUCUACUUUCUUCUCCCUCAAGGAGCUGUACGUGGCCUAUAACAAUGUGUCCGACCUGAGUCAGGUUGGCAUGCUGGAGAACCUGCAGCUGUUAGAUCUGGAAGGGAAUGAUGUGGACGACCUAAUUCAGGUUCAAUAUCUGGGGUUGUGUGGCAAACUCCAGACACUCACCCUGGAGGGAAACCCUGUGUGUGUACGCCCAAACCCCACCGCUGUCCAGACGGCAGACUAUAGUUAUCGGGCUGCAGUGAGGGAGUUGGUCCCUCAGCUGUGUUACCUAGACGAUUUAAGGGUGGAGGAGGACAAGCUGAGCUGCGGCAGCGCCAUGGGAGAGGACUGGGCCAUUCUUCGAAACACCAUAAGAGACUGCAGUUUCUCUCAGGCAGCUACUGAAGACGAAGAAACAGCAGACAGUGCAUGUCCUUACAGCAGACCUGGGUCAGCCAGGCGCCCUGCUUCCAGCGGCUCCUACGUCUGGCCCCUCUCGUCAGCAGGCUCCAGACCCCAUACUGGCUCCAGACCCAUGUCAGCAAGCAGACCUGCAGUUCUCUCCCCUCCUGGAUCCAGACCUGGAUCUGCAGGCUCAGAUCUAGCAACAGUGGAAGCAGAAACCAGCACCCUGACACAUGGAGCUGGCAAGAUCCUGUUCUGUGGAAACCUAGUCAAGGCUGUCCGAGCAAAGCGAGAAAAGUUGAGGACAGCACCCACCAGGUCUGCUUUCACCCCCCGUGACCUGCCCAUCCAUGUGCCAGAGCACACGUACGACCUUGAGGAGCCUGAUGCGAGAGAACGCGGUGAUGUGUUUGCUGAGCUUAGAGCUUGGAGGGAGCAGCACAGCAGGCGUCUCCAGGUCAUAGAGCAAGAACGAUUGCCACAGGUCCUGGCUAUCCAGCAUAGUGAUAAAGAAGAGGGGGAAGAUGAUAAUGAUGAUGAAGAAGAAGGCUUUGGCGGUAUGAAAAAUGACAGUAGUGGUGAGGAAUAUGAAGCGGAGAAGCGUGGUGACAGCCUAGAUACUGCCUCGCCAGAUUCCUCUUUCCUGUCUCUUUCCCCAGACCCGCAUCACAGAGAGGCCUUAUCCCCCGAAGUGGCUCAGCUGUCCCUGUCCCCAGACGCCACGCUGUCCCCUUCACCCCCUCUCAGCGCCACAGCAGCUACUGGUAAUCGCAAACCACCGGGGAUCCGCGCACGUAGGCUUCGACUCAGCCAGACCAACUCAGAUUAUAUACCUGAUUUCAGCAGAGAAGGGCGCUCCCCGGGGACAGGUACAAGCACGGAGCAGGCGCUCCAGAGGGUCCAGCAGCUGACCAGGGCUAAUGUGCCUCUGUUGCCCCCACCUGCACACAUACCCCGCCCACCUCCAACAAACGCCCUGGGUGGAAGGCUCAUGAAUUCAUGUGCUGAGAUGGACUUACCCAGCAUUCAGUCUGGCAGCAAGCAUCGUCAAACUCCUCAGACAUCCAAACCGGUGGACAGACCAGCCAUUACUCGCCCUCACACGGCCAGGGCAGCUCUACAGAAACAUCACCAGCACCACAUACACCAGCCCUGCAGGGGGAGCUCACACCCAGACUGACACCAGAACAGGCAGAUGUUCAGUUGCCUGGCCAGUGAUCAGCAAUGUGACUGUGACAUACAAUUAAGAACAGAGUAGCGGCAUGGAGACCACAAAGGGGUGUUCCCCAUGUUUGCUCGCUCACACCGUGCUUUGAGGUGUGUUGGAAAGACCUGUAUUUUGCCAUAUGAUGUUCUCUCUCCUUUUUUUAAUGAAGAUAUAGAGGAUAGUGAAAGCAUUCCUAUAAAUGUUGGGACUAACCUAUAUACCAACAUCCAGUGAGCUCUCAACUCAUAGUGCUCUAACAUGAGUAACUGAGUAAUUAACACAAGUAACAGUGUAACUGGAGGACUUUCUAUGCUGAUAUAGUGUUUAACUAUUUAACUUUGAUACAACACCUUGAACAAUAUUGAUAUUUAAUUCCGAUUUUGAUAACAUGGGGAAAAAUUGACAUUGAGGGUAUAAAAUAUAUAUUUUUUUUAAUUAAAAGAUAAAUAUAAUAAGGUUAUAUAAGUAGCAGAGAACAGCAGAAAGACUGUAGUAAACAUUAACAGUAAGAGAGAACCAGAAAGCACAGCUGGUAUCAGUGUAGUGAUACUAUGGAAAAUGAGUAUUUAAACAGUUUUAAAUAUUCCAAAUCAAUAUGUAUUGGCAAAUUGAUCUUUUUGACAACACUACUCUUGAUGCGACUGAGUUACUGGCUUUCUGAUGGCGGUUUUAGCCUGAUGAAAAAUAAGGGAAUGUGACUAAUAUCUGACAUUUCUCAGGGUUAAGUAUUGAAUUAUUAUUACUGCUUUGUUGUGUUUCACUAAAUAAAAAAAAAAUCUUUUAGCAAUUUUAGAUUGUUUUUCUUCAAAACUGAGCCGCAAAGCUGGUCACAUCUAAAGAAUAAUUUCAGCUAUGGUUUCCUACAAGUCUUUUUUGUCACUCUUUUUUUUCAGAAACAGAGAACAUAAGGUCAUCAUGGGUGUUACAA